GUUAAUACCAUGGCUUAUUACCAUCUUCUAUUGUGCAUCCUCUUGUGCAGCAGCUACUAUUCGAUCGUUCUUGCAGUAAAUCUGAACAACUUUGCAGUCGUGCCAGCUCGUUCGUUCGAACCAGAAGCAGCGUGCUCUACAUCAAGUGCGAGUUCCGACCCGAACCGCGCUUCCGUGCCUUUGGUGCACCGGCACGGGCCGUGCGCGCCAUCGGCGGCGAGCGGCGGCAAGCCAUCUCUCGCCGAGAGGCUCCGCCGCGACCGCGCCCGCACGAACUACAUCGUCACCAAGGCCACCGGCGGCCGCACGGCGGCCACCGCGCUGUCGGACGCCGCCGGCGGUGGCACGAGCAUCCCGACGUUCCUGGGCGACUCCGUCAACUCGCUGGAGUACGUCGUCACGCUCGGCAUCGGCACGCCGGCCGUCCAGCAGACCGUCCUCAUCGACACCGGCAGCGACCUGUCGUGGGUGCAGUGCAAGCCGUGCGGCGCCGGCGAGUGCUACGCCCAGAAGGACCCGCUGUUCGACCCGAGCUCGUCGUCGUCGUACGCCUCGGUCCCGUGCGACUCCGACGCGUGCAGGAAGCUCGCGGCCGGCGCGUACGGCCAUGGCUGCACGGGCGUCUCCGGCGGCGCCGCCGCGCUGUGCGAGUACGGGAUCGAGUACGGCAACCGCGCCACCACCACCGGGGUGUACAGCACGGAGACGCUGACGCUCAAGCCCGGCGUCGUCGUCGCCGACUUCGGCUUCGGCUGCGGCGACCACCAGCACGGCCCCUACGAGAAGUUCGACGGCCUCCUCGGGCUCGGCGGCGCGCCGGAGUCGCUCGUGUCGCAGACGUCGUCCCAGUUCGGCGGGCCCUUCUCGUACUGCCUCCCGCCGACGAGCGGCGGCGCCGGGUUCCUCACUCUCGGCGCGCCGCCCAACAGCAGCAGCAGCACGGCGGCCAGCGGCUUAUCGUUCACGCCGAUGCGCCGCCUCCCCUCGGUGCCGACGUUCUACAUCGUGACGCUCACCGGCAUCAGCGUCGGCGGUGCGCCGCUCGCCAUCCCGCCGUCGGCGUUCUCGAGCGGCAUGGUCAUCGACUCCGGCACGGUCAUCACGGGGCUCCCGGCGACGGCCUACGCGGCGCUCCGGUCAGCGUUCCGGAGCGCCAUGUCCGAGUACCGGCUCCUGCCGCCGUCGAACGGCGGCGUGCUCGACACGUGCUACGACUUCACCGGACACGCCAACGUCACCGUGCCGACGAUCUCCCUGACGUUCAGUGGCGGCGCCACGAUCGACCUCGCUGCGCCGGCGGGUGUUCUGGUCGACGGCUGCCUUGCCUUCGCCGGAGCAGGGACGGACAACGCCAUUGGAAUCAUUGGCAACGUGAACCAACGCACGUUCGAGGUUCUGUACGAUUCUGGCAAGGGAACCGUCGGAUUUAGGGCCGGUGCUUGCUGACAGAUGACACGUGUCCUACUAAUGUUUUUCAUGCAAUAUAAUAAGACACCAUUUGGUCCGUACAUUGGAAAAACUAAGAAAUUUUAAAUUAAAAAUCAUGUGAAAUGUGCCUUGUUUGGAUUUCACAGAGAGGGUAGAGAGACAAUGAGACAAGUCACAUUGGACUUCUCAGGGGAUAAAAAAGAAAGAAGUUUGAGCUCAUUGUCUAGUUUCCUAUGAAAUUGGUGUAUAGGAACUUGCAUGCUUGGU
Oryza sativa Japonica Group (Japanese rice) is the source of this 1695-nucleotide messenger RNA. The record is from RefSeq and is a predicted model, not a curated record. NCBI's taxonomy places the organism in Eukaryota, Viridiplantae, Streptophyta, Magnoliopsida, Poales, Poaceae.